UCCUAAGACCAACAAAUAGCAUUUUUGCAUGAAUUUUUGUAGUGGCCUGAUUCAUAAGUUGAUAAAAUUUGCUUUGUUUUUGACAGGGAAAACUACAAAAACAACGUUCUCCACUAAUUUAUCGUCUGAGGCUGGGCAUGUUUUUAUUUCUUUGGCAAAUCGAGCCUCGGUCUUCUAAUAAAAUGCUUUCUUAUAAAAAAUUUAUUUUGUAAACAUGCAACAUUUUCAGAUUUUUUGUUCUUGUCGGGAAACAACAGUAGCGAUUAACGAGUAAGGCACUUGGUAACGAGGAGUGCACUCGUAGGAAACCAUAUUCUAUGAAGAGGCGGAGCUCCACAAGCUAGUUUGACUUGGAUUGUAUUCACCUUCAGAUCAUAUUGAAAUUAAUGAGCAAUGUUCAUAGGAAGUAGAACAGAGAGGUAAUAUUGGUUUAUUGGUGCAGAGGAGAGGUUGUUAUCUCUGUAGAAUAUAGGGGGUCUGGUGAAAAUGGAACAAUGAUGGCAACGCGAACUAGCUAAUGAAACAAAUGCCACACACAAUAUAUUUGUGAAAAUGCCAAUUUUUUUAUGAAAAACUGGACCGGUUUUUGGCUGCAAGGGCGAAUUGGUCAAGUGACGUUUUUGUUCUUGGGAAAAGAAUAUGUCUAGCCAAAGGUUAAAUGAAACAAAUGAGUAAUGAUUGAAAAAGUAAUUAAAACUCACGAGAAACUAAUAAAAAUAUAAUUAAGGUCAACUCGUCCGUCAUUUUCACAUUAAGCAAGAAUAAUAUAGCAAUACUUUACAAAUUUGAUCGAUAAUGAAUGCUUGGGAAUAAAGAAGAUGUAGAAAUACGUUUAAUGUUUCCGUUGCGUCCUCCGAUUGGCCAUUGGGUCGUUUGGCUGUGUGAUCUUCGCUUACUUUGAAAUUGUUUCUCAAGGCUGCAGAGGGUGAGAAAAGAUGACAACCAAGUCUAGCGAUAAAAUCUGCCUAAGUGCCAGAGAAUCUUGUCCGCCUCCUGCCUACGUUGGGCGGCACAACCAUGGUUUUGAAAGCGAUGUAGAGGCCGAUUGUGGUGAUAGAAUACGACAUGUUCACGUUGGAAGAGGACAAGAGCCGAACGGGAAACCAAUUAGCAAUGGAGCGACAGUGAAAAGUAAGAAGAUUCACUCGAUAUGUUUAUGCACUGCCUCAGUUUACCCUCACUACCACGGCGAAACUAUCAUCGAUGACAACGUGUAUGACGAAAUACUGAUAAUCGACCCAAAGGAACUGCAGACAACAUCGAACAAGAACGUGCGUUUUAAAGGACAAUGCUUGCGACUCUGUAAGUUCUGCAUUUUGAUAUUUGUGAUUCUAGUUGGCCUAGCAUGCGGUCUAUAUGGAGUAGCACACUAUUUCAUUGUGAAUAAAAAUGGGGAUGCCGUAAUGUCAAAUGGAGAUGUCAAGUUAUUGCAGUAUUCCACUUAUUUUUGCGAGGGAAUCAAAGCAGAGCCUUCGGAAAUCCAAAGGUCUCUCGUAGUAUUGGAGAAAAAGGUCGGCCAUGCGGCAAACUUCUUUUACAACAUGUCACUUUCACUCACACUAAGCCCACAACAGAGAACAUAUGAGCAGGGCUUUUAUGCAAUCGAGCAAGGAGUGAUGCGCAUUAUCAUAGAAACCGAACAAGAUGUCGAUGUGCUAAUUUUUGAUACAGAGAGCAAGCUGAAUAAUUGGAAAAAUAACAAACAGUAUGCAGCGUAUAACUUCAAAAGACGGUGUUGCAAAGACAUAACGAUAAACCGAGGUUUAUACAGUUUCAGGGCAGAACAGGACCGGCGUGCUUUCUUUGUUGUUUACAGCGAUGGACCGGACAACGCUAAUAUCAAUCUGACAUUAUCAUUUGAAAGGUCGUUCAUUGACUACAAGCGAAACAAUGUCAACUGCUUUGCUGAUGUCAAGAAGAGCUGCACUGUUCCCAUCUCGUUUGCGUCUGCUGAUAAAGUUGUUGUUCAAGUGCCGAGGACAUCGACCUUGUUGGACUCGCAGAAAGUCGAAUGGAGCUGCGAGGCACGUGUCUGGUUCUACGUUUGCGUGUUCUUAGGAAUUUUUAUAGCAGUCAUUAUCAUAAUGUGUUUCAUUUACUGCUUGUUGAGCUGCUGUUUUUGCGAUCCUUGUUGUUGCUGCUUUUGUUGCUAUAUUGUAGCUAAAGAAGAGAAAAGCAACCCUAGAGUGGUGCAGUACCAUUGUGGCACAUUGCGGCAAGAACCCCACUAUGUCUCUCGAACACCAAGAGGCCCAAGGGCAAGACAAAUCGAGGGCAUUCGCCGGCACGACUCCAACUCCUCCAUUAUGAAACAUGGUUACACGACCUCAGAUACGAGCGAUACGGAGGGACGGGAAAGUAGCAGGAGACAUCAGCUGAGCAGGAGGAGCAGCACAACAACAACACACAGCAUGGUUAGCAACCAUUUAUCCCGGAGGAGAAGUAGCAGUAGCAUUGGCAGUGAUCUGAAACGAGGCAUGUGCGUGGAUGAAAGCUACGAGGAACUGCACCCACCUGACGCAGAAUGGGUAGGCGCACGGGGAGCAGUGGCAAACGGCAAACUAAGUGUUAGGCUUGAUGAUGUCGAUGGAAUGGACGAUCCUAAGGGUUUAAAAAGGGCGAAAAUGUCUCGAAGGGCGCGAAAGGGAGUUCGAAAAGAAGAAAGCAACGACGAAUACUCGGAUAUUGAAGCACGACUCAGAAUGAAGAAGGCACAGUUCUCCGAUUCUGAAGGGGAGGAAGGGAAUGCACAAGAUCAUGUGGCCCGCAGGAACAUGGAGCAGGCUCUCAAACAAGCGCCCUUUUCUGAUGAUGAUGAUGAUGAUAAUGAAUACGAUUACACGUAUGACGUCGUAGGAUUCCAAGUACCAGGUCCAUCAAAGUCAACUGCUGAUAAGAUAGACGCACUUCCACUGGGACCAUCGGGGGCACCCCCAGAAGCGCCCCCCAAAUCAGCUGCCAGCAUCAAAGGAAAACCAGGCCUAAAGGCGGUAAAGAGUCUGGAAAGCCUUGAGAUUUUACCCAACGGAAUGACAAGAGCAAACGUCGAUAGGCUGCAAAAGUCAAAAUCCGAUGUGAUGCAGAAAAAUCCCAGGGUGAGGAAGCAUUCGCCUAUGACGCCACGCAUUAUCGUUUUGAAUGGGACAAGAGAAAUGUACAACACUUGUGACAGAAGACGGAGUAAUGACGUCAUUGAAAAUGGGCUGGGAAAUAGGACAAUCAGUCUGGAUUCUGGCUUGGAGCGAAUCGAUGGAAACAAAGGUCCAAAAAUCAGACCAGCCGCAGAUGUUAAGUUUUGACAUUUCAUUCCAAAUACUUUUACUUUUGUCGAUGACAAAGACCUGCGAACUGAGCAGCUUCGUUUAUAUAAUCAUUCUUGUAUCUGCAAAUUUAUAGGCAGACUUUAGAAUUUAAGAAUGUCAGUUCUCAUAAGUGUUGCAUUCAUAUAUCGUAUACAUCACUUAAACUACUCUUCAGAGUAAGUUUAAUCAUUGUCAUUAUCAAACUUAUUUAGUACUGACUGAGUCUCGUUUCGGAGCUCAGAAACUGUUUUUUGAAGAAAACUGUUAUUUUCGGGCUUAAAAAACAAUACAGACAGAUCCCUCGCUCAAGGGGGAGAGUAGUGGUGUGUGUCCUGACAGACUUCCAAAAUUUGGCUUUCAGACGACCUUUUGCAGUAAAUUCGCCACUCUCACGUAUAUAUACCUCUACAAGUAUAAAAUUUGAUAAUACGAAAAUUUCCAAAGCAACCCCACAAAACCCCCAAAUUGUAUUCGGUAUCGGAUACUGGUAUUAAAGCUUAAAAUAUAAGAUUUUCUUUAAUUGGUUAUGUCGAUUUAUUUUGAUAAUGAUUAAUGUCGCACCUAUGUUUAGUUUAAGGUAUUUAGGUAGCACUUAGUGCUGCUGCUUAUGCGUGAACAUUGACAUGCUUUAGGGCAGAUUCUUAGCAUAAUCCAUAAUGUAUAUUGCGUAAUCAAGAGUCAAUUUGUGCCAGCUAUUCAGUGGUCAUAGCUUUAAGCGCUUCUCGUUAGGUUUUGGGAGUUUUUGUUUACAUUGACAGCCUAAAAAAACAGUAACAAGAAACAUUCGCGUUACUUCUUGUUAAGAUAACAAUUACAAUGUAACCUUCAUUAUCCCCUGUUCUUAUUAUAUCAAUUUUUCCUUUUUUGUGACUCGUAACUCAUUGUUAAAGAAAAAAUCGUAAUUUUUGGGCGUAACGAGGCAAAUUUUAAUUUACUGACUGAUGGGGCAACCGCUCAAUUUGCUGCCCCAUCACUGAAAAUCAGACAAAUGCAAAAUCAGUUAAAUAUAUUCAAAAUUGGGCGAGAUAUGGCCAAUGAAAGAUUUCAAGUUUGCUAACGGAUUACUGUUAUUCUGGUCUGGUUCAUAAAGUUAUGAACCAAGACCAAAUUACAGAGGUUUGAUGGGGCAAGAGCCUGUGCUCAAGUGGCCAUAUCUCAGCCAAUUCGUAAUGCCUGUAACUGAUUUGGCAUAUUUAGAGGUAUUUCAUGAUGCUCUUUCAGGUUAUGGGAUCAAAAGUGAAAAAUUCUAAUAGAUUUUUGUGACAUCAUCACUUCGGUAUUCUUUAAGUCAAAAACUAUUAACGUGUUCGUAAAUAAUAGAACGGUGCUAAAAUAUAGCAGUACAACUCGAAUGGAG
This is a messenger RNA of Rhopilema esculentum, 4659 nucleotides long. Lineage: Eukaryota; Metazoa; Cnidaria; Scyphozoa; Rhizostomeae; Rhizostomatidae. The record is from RefSeq and is a predicted model, not a curated record.